AUGAGAUUUCUUUCUUACUUUUUUUUUUCAGCAUUCUUUCUUUUUUCUCACUCUCUUUCUUUCUUUGUGCCCUCUUACAUUCUCCUCUCUCUCUCCCUCUCUCUCUCCCUCUCUCUCUCCCUCUCGCUUUCUGUUUCCAACAUUCUUUCUUUCUUUCUUUCUUUCUUUCUUUCUUUCUUUCUUUGCCGCUUUCCUACAUUUUUCCAUUCUACCUCUGUUUUUUUUCUGUCUCUUUCUUCCGGUCUCUUCCGUUGUUUCUCAUUCUUACACUCAUUCAUUCUUUCUUUCAUUCUUUCUUUUUUUUUACCUCUUCACUACAUUCUCUUCACUUCUCUCUCUCUCACUCAUUGUCUCUUCCCUUCAUUAUCUUUUUUUUCUCUCUCUCUUUCUUUCUUUGCUCUCUUCCUCAUUCUCUCUUCUCUCUCUAUUUCUAUCACUUUCUCUCUCUUUCCAACAUUUUUUUCUUUCUCUGCCUCUUUCCUCCAUUAUCUUCCGUUCUUUCAUUGUUUCUACAUUCAUUCUCUCUUUCUUUCUCUGCCUCUUUUCCUACAUUCCUAUAUUCCCUUCUCUCUAUCUAUCUCUCACCCUCUCUCUCUCUCUCUCUAUCUAUCUCUCUCUCUCUCUCUCUAUAUAUAUAUAUAUAUAUAUAUAUAUAUAUAUAUUGUCCUACAUUCUCUUCCUUUCUCAUUCUCUCUCUCUUUCUCUUUCAUUUUCUUUCUGUCCGCUUUUAUGCAAUUGCUCUAA
Molecule: messenger RNA, 744 nt
Organism: Acanthosepion pharaonis
Lineage: Eukaryota; Metazoa; Mollusca; Cephalopoda; Sepiida; Sepiidae
Source: the annotation of a GenBank genome assembly